GAGCUGACGGUAAAGUUGUUGCGCCAUUGUUAAAGAAUUCUUUAAUAUUGGAAUUGUCAACCAAUGGGAAUUUAUCAACUGAGGUUGAGCAUCGAGAAAAGAAUCAAAGUUGUUUCCUGACAAGUCUGGAUGUGAAACGUAAUAUGUCGCAUAAAUCGGAUCUAAGUAUUGUUGCCGAGUGA
Messenger RNA from Funneliformis geosporum, 182 nucleotides. Lineage: Eukaryota; Fungi; Glomeromycota; Glomeromycetes; Glomerales; Glomeraceae. The record is from the annotation of a GenBank genome assembly.